Messenger RNA from Colletotrichum acutatum, 1171 nucleotides. RefSeq names its product aspartate aminotransferase. The record is from RefSeq and is a predicted model, not a curated record. NCBI's taxonomy places the organism in Eukaryota, Fungi, Ascomycota, Sordariomycetes, Glomerellales, Glomerellaceae. Gene Ontology annotation, molecular function: catalytic activity; pyridoxal phosphate binding. Gene Ontology annotation, biological process: biosynthetic process. The transcript is spliced from 2 exons. Bases 59 to 1171 code for a protein of 370 amino acids.
CACCGGUACAAGCUGCACCAUCAAGUCUGAGCCCUAAUUCACAACAUCGACCGACAUUAUGGUCGAGAUCAAAGCUUUCGAGGUAGAAGAGUGGAUGGAUCGUCUCGAGACAACACCUGGCGCUCUCAACAUUGCUGAAACCUGCUGCGAGUCUGUGUCAAUCAAGGAGUUGACAGAGCUGUCGAGCGAUAAAUCGGCUGCGAGCCCCCUUGACAUUGCAACGCGACGAAUGACUUACGGCGCAAUCUAUGGAUCAGAGAAGACGCGCCAGCAGAUCGCCAACCUAUACGCACAUGAUAUCUCGGGCUCGCUCCUCAGAGAUCAAGUCGUCAUUACGCAGGGAGCUAUCGUUGCCAACUUCCUCACUCUCUACACCCUCGUCGGCGCCAAUGACCAUGUCAUCUGUGUAUACCCGACCUACCAACAGUUGUACGAGGUUCCCAAAAGCUUGGGCGCUGAUAUGAUAAUUGUCAACAAUCCCAAUAAUCCCACUGGUGUCACCACGCCCAAGAAUGUUCUAGAAGAUCUCAUCGCGUUUGCAAAGUCGAGAAACAUCAUUGUCAUGGCCGAUGAGGUAUAUCGACCCCUCUUCCACAGCCUUCCUGUAGGAGAAAGCAUGCCCCCGUCAAUCCUGUCCUUGGGCUAUGACCGAACCAUUUCUACUUCGAGUAUGUCGAAAGCUUUCUCUCUUGCCGGCAUCCGUGUGGGAUGGAUUGCAUCGAGAGAUCCCGAAAUCAUUGAAGCCGUCAAGAGUGCGCGGAACUACACGACCAUCAGCGUCUCACAGCUCGACGAUCAAGUGGCCGGCUAUGCUCUGUCGGAUACGGUAAGACCAAACCUCAUCAACAGAAACAUCGAGCUUGCCAGGACAAACCUUGAGAUCCUCGAGACCUUUGUCAAGAAGCACCAGUCUGUUUGCUCCUGGGUCAAGCCCACAGCCGGUACGACGGCAAUGAUUGGUUUUCGAAGAGGCGAUGAACCAGUCCGAGAUGACGAGUUCUGUCUCGAAGUUCUUGAAAAGACCGGGGUUCUGAUCAUGCCUGGGUGUACCUGUUUUGGUGAGGGCGUUGACUUCAAGGGCCAAAUGCGCUUCGGUUACGUAUGUCGGACAGAAGUGCUGAAAGAUGGCCUGGAGAAACUGAGUGUUUACCUCGAGAAGAGUUUCGACUAA